AUGGAUGGGGGGGUAAAGGGAGACGAUUUGUGUGGUGUGGAGUGGGAGUUCUGCAUCAGCUUUUCUCGCUGCAGCAGCAGGCUUUCGCUGCAGCAGCAGGGCUUCCUAGCAGCAGCAGCAGCAGCAGCAGCAGCAGCGGCGGCAGCAGUUUCUGUCCGCAGCAGCAGAGCCUCUCCGCAGCAGCCCCAGCACCAACAGCAGCAGCCCCAGCACCAACAGCAGCAGCACCACCAACAGCGCCAACAGCAGCAGCAGCAGCAGCAGCAGCAGCAGCAGCAGCAGCAGCAGCAGCAGCAGCAGCAGCAGCAGCAGCAGCGGACCGCGAGCAGCAGGCGGCUGGCGAGGUCUUCGUCGCAAACAGCAGCACAAAGGGUCCAGGCGAGUUCGUCGGACUUCACUUUUGCUCUUUGCCGAUACUCCAAAAUGAAUUCCCCCAAACUCAUUUCGCUCACUGUGGUUUUCCCCGCGCCUUCGCCCCCCCUAAGCAGCAGCAGCAGCAGCAGCAGCAGCAGCAGCAGCAG
This is a messenger RNA of Eimeria necatrix, 521 nucleotides long. RefSeq lists its product as hypothetical. The transcript has 2 exons. Lineage: Eukaryota; Apicomplexa; Conoidasida; Eucoccidiorida; Eimeriidae. The record is from RefSeq and is a predicted model, not a curated record. The annotation marks the transcript as partial.